Messenger RNA from Raphanus sativus (radish), 1489 nucleotides. RefSeq names its product isocitrate dehydrogenase [NAD] catalytic subunit 5, mitochondrial. Bases 79 to 1209 code for a protein of 376 amino acids. The record is from RefSeq and is a predicted model, not a curated record. Gene Ontology annotation, cellular component: mitochondrion. Gene Ontology annotation, molecular function: isocitrate dehydrogenase (NAD+) activity; magnesium ion binding; NAD binding. Lineage: Eukaryota; Viridiplantae; Streptophyta; Magnoliopsida; Brassicales; Brassicaceae. Gene Ontology annotation, biological process: isocitrate metabolic process; tricarboxylic acid cycle. The transcript has 7 exons.
CGCCCAACGCAGACUCGAAAAUAUCUCUGUUUCGAAUAGUUUCGUUUGCUGCGUCGUCCCCUUUGGUGCUUUGAAGAGAUGACCAUGGCAGCAACCUUCGCGAAACGCCUGAUCGGAAGCCGAUCGAGCCAGAUCCUCGGAGGGGCUGCGAACUCCACCUCAACCGCGGCCACUUCCGUCGCCAGAGCCUUCUGCUCGUCAUCCACCACUCCAAUCACCGCAACCAUGUUCCCCGGAGACGGGAUCGGUCCCGAGAUCGCCGAAUCCGUCAAACAGGUGUUCACAACGGCUGGAGUGCCGAUAAACUGGGAAGAACACUACGUGAGCACAGAGAUCGAUCCGAGGACGCAGAGUUUCUUGACCUGGGAGAGUCUCGAAUCCGUGCGUAGAAACAAAGUCGGUUUGAAAGGUCCGAUGGCUACUCCUAUCGGGAAAGGUCACCGUUCUCUGAACCUGACUCUCAGGAAAGAGCUGAAUCUGUACGCCAACGUUAGGCCUUGCUACAGUCUCCCUGGUUACAAGACUCGUUACGACGACGUGAAUCUCAUCACCAUUAGGGAGAACACUGAAGGAGAGUACAGUGGGCUCGAGCAUCAGGUUGUUAGAGGUGUGGUGGAGAGUCUUAAGAUCAUUACGCGUCAGGCGAGUUUGAGAGUUGCGGAGUAUGCUUUUCACUAUGCUAAGACUCAUGGAAGAGAGAGGGUUUCUGCUAUUCACAAAGCUAAUAUUAUGCAGAAAACUGAUGGUCUUUUCCUCAAGUGUUGUCGUGAGGUUGCUGAGAAGUAUCCUGAGAUAACUUACGAAGAGGUUGUUAUUGACAACUGUUGUAUGAUGCUUGUGAAAAACCCAGCACUGUUUGAUGUAUUGGUGAUGCCAAACCUCUACGGUGACAUUAUCAGUGACCUGUGUGCCGGACUGGUGGGAGGACUAGGAUUGACUCCAAGUUGUAAUAUCGGGGAAGAUGGUGUAGCCCUAGCUGAAGCAGUUCACGGUUCUGCACCUGAUAUCGCUGGAAAGAACUUGGCGAACCCAACAGCGUUGCUACUGAGUGGAGUGAUGAUGUUACGUCACCUGAAGCUGAACGAACAAGCAGAACAAAUCCACAGCGCAAUCAUCAACACGAUAGCGGAGGGCAAAUACAGAACGGCAGAUCUUGGAGGUACUUCAACCACCACGGAAUUCACAAAGGCAAUCUGUGAUCAUCUCUGAACACAUAUCGUAAAGAAAUCUCAAUUCUUUAUCGAAUCUUCCUUUGAGGCUUAAGCCUUCUUUAGCCUCUGAGAUUCUUCUUUGAUUCCCUCGUUUUUCGAUCAGAAUAAAAAAACAGGCAUUGGCUUUUGAAGUAAACCUCUGUUUCUGCCUCCAACACGAUUUUAAAUUUUCUCUCUGCCGCAAGUAAAGAUUCAUAGCACAGGAACAGCUGUGUGUUUUCUGUAAUCAAUCAGAAGAGUUUUGUUUUUCUUGCUUUAAUAUAUUACCAACUUGUCUA